AUGUCUGACCAAGAACAACCUCCCACUCCUACCCCAGACUCAACAACCACAACACCCAACAAGCCGAAGCGUGCCCCUCCCAAGCUAGGCAAAAAGUCACCGAAGCAAGAACAAACCCCUCCAGCUUCGGAACAAGACCAAGACCAAGACAAACCCAACGAGCAAGAGCAAGAAGACCAGCCCAAACAACAAGAACCGGACUCAGAGCCUGAGCCCGAACAAGAACAAGAAGAAGAAGAGGAAGAGCCUGAACCUGAACCUCAACCCAAGCCCGAACGACGUCGUCGCAGACCUCGUCCCCGCCCAGAAUCAGAUACUGAAUCCGUGCCCCGCGAAAUGGAACCCGAACCACCCAGACCCCGUCGUGUUCGUCGCCAGCGUCGCCCAGAGCAGCAACAAAAUGGCCCACUCGGCGGACUCCCCGGUGUUGGCGGUGCCGAUCAGGCCGGUCAGCUCGUGCAGAAUACAGCCGGUAAUGCCUUGAACGGUGUUACUGGUAGUGCGGGCAAGGCUGUUGGCGGGAUUCUGAAUGGUGGCGAGGAGAAGAAAGAGGACGAUGGUGGUCGUGAUGAACAGCUUCGUUUGCGAUUGGACCUUAAUCUGGAUAUUGAGGUUCAACUCAAGGCGAAGAUUCAUGGUGAUUUGACGAUUGGUUUGCUUAAUUAA
This is a messenger RNA of Penicillium griseofulvum, 666 nucleotides long. RefSeq lists its product as uncharacterized. The transcript is spliced from 2 exons. NCBI's taxonomy places the organism in Eukaryota, Fungi, Ascomycota, Eurotiomycetes, Eurotiales, Aspergillaceae. The record is from RefSeq and is a predicted model, not a curated record. Bases 1 to 666 code for a protein of 221 amino acids.